ACCAAGGCCUAUGCAAAACCUAAAAUUGUUCGAAAUGUGGACAACUCUGCCAAUAUCCUAGGAAAAAUCACGAACUACGUCAAAACUACUCUCAAAGUCAGUGAUCAUGAAGAAGAAGCUAAAUUCUCUGUCACCAACAUAGGAGAAGACGACUUAAUCCUAGGACUUCCUUGGCUACCGAAACAUAAUCUAGCUCUUAACUGGAGAGACGGACAUAUG
Messenger RNA from Stereum hirsutum FP-91666 SS1, 219 nucleotides. RefSeq lists its product as uncharacterized. The transcript has a single exon. The annotation marks the transcript as partial. The record is from RefSeq and is a predicted model, not a curated record. NCBI's taxonomy places the organism in Eukaryota, Fungi, Basidiomycota, Agaricomycetes, Russulales, Stereaceae.